Molecule: messenger RNA, 1131 nt
Organism: Rotaria sordida
Lineage: Eukaryota; Metazoa; Rotifera; Eurotatoria; Philodinida; Philodinidae
Source: the annotation of a GenBank genome assembly
AUGUCUGGACCAACCCCGAUUCCAUUAUCAUUUAUACCUAUGGAUGUUGCACUUGGAUUGCCCAUGUUUGCUCGAAUAUAUUUAUUGUGUCGUUCAAUUACCUUCCAUUCACGUUUUCUCCGAGAUUCUUCAUCGCGAUCACUCGGUUAUCUAAAUAAAGUUCCAAUCAAUUUUUUCUUUAUUAUUAAAGCUUAUCUCGAACAAUCACCCGCACUUUGUUUGGUAAUUUUUUUUAUGUUAAUGUUUUGCAUUGGAAGUUGGUCAUUACGAGCAUGUAACUAUACGACCACUAAUCAACAUUUACCUAUAGCGAAUGCAAUGUGGAUGUUUAUGACGUUAUUUACUACUGUUGGCUAUGGCGAUCUGAUACCUUCCACAUACUGUGGACGAGGUGUGGCUACUAUAACGGCUAUCAUUGGUGUCAUGAUCAGUGCUUUUUUGAUUGCCGUUCUCUCACAAAUACUGCUACUCAAUCGAUGGGAAAAAUAUAUCUACAAUUUUGGUCUUAAUAUCGAAAUGGCUAAAACACAGAAAUUUUAUGCUGCUAAUAUUAUUUUUUAUGCAUGGAAAGUUUGGCGACUGAAUCGAUCGGGCAUGCAGCGAUCCAUCGAAUAUGUGUACGCUCAACGAAAACUUUUUGGAGCAAUAUCUAAUAAUCAAACACUCAAACAAGAACAACGACAAUUAGCAGAUCAUAAUAUUGGUCUUGCUGAAUUGAUGACUGCACAUCCAUUUAGACGUUUUCUAAUCACUGUUGGUGGUAAUACAACAACUGGUAAAUGUCUCGAUGUUGCUGGUGGUAAUGCAGAACUUCACUCUCAAAUUCAAUUAUUCCGUUGCCACGGAAAACAAAGUCAACAAUUUGAAUUACAUCGAGACGGUACAAUUCGCAUCAUGGGCAAAUGUUUGGAUAUUCCCGAUUCGAAAGCAUAUGAUCAUCAAAGUGUACAACUAUUUCAUUGUCAUUCGGCCCAAGAAAAUCAACGUUUCAUAAUUGAUGCACAAAAUCGUAUCCAUGUCAUGGGCAAAUGUUUGGAUGUACCCAAUGGUCAAAUAGUCAACAAUAAUCCAUUGCAAUUAUUCCGAUGUCAUAAUGAAGCAAGUCAACGCUUUACAUUGACACCUCUUUGA